GUGUUCGGUCUGGGUAACAGCAUGUACACAUAUUACAAUGCUUGUGGAAAACUCAUCGAUCGCAUUCUACGGAAACACGGUGCUAAGCGUUUCUACCGGCUAGGGUUGGGCGAUGAACUUAGUGGAAUGGAGUAUACAUUUCUAGAUUGGCAAACCGGACUUGUUAAUCAAUUGAUGGACUACUUUUCAUUGAAUGUAGCCGAGAGGCCUAAUCAACUUCCAUCUUCAAGAUUAUAUAGGAGCGUCCCGGUCGAGCGACAUUUUUGGAAGAAAACAAAGUAUUUCAGCGGGGAGCCGAGAUUCAUAGGCUCGUAUUCAAAUCAAGUGCCUCCAUUCACUGCAGAUAAUCCAUUCCUGGCACCGGUUCAAGUCAACAGAGAGUUGCACAAAUCCGGAACACGAUCUUGUCGGCACAUCGAGUUGGAUUUGCGUGGAUCCGGUCUACGAUACGAAACCGGAGAUCAUGUGGCUGUGCUGCCAUGGAACUCUGAAGCGUUAGUGAAUCGGAUUGGAAUGCUUUUAAAUAUUGAUCUGGAUCACCCAAUUUCUCUGCUCGCGGUUGAUUCUUUGAACCCCUGCCAGCAACCAUUCCCGUCCCCUUGCACCUACCGGACGGCAUUUACACACUACGUGGAUAUCACUGGACCUCCGAGGAUGAAUACGUUACGUGUCGCUUCCCAUUACGCAAAGGAUACCAAAGAAUCAGACCGAUUGUAUUUACUCGGAAGCAGCUCUCCCACUGGAAAGGAAAUAUAUUCACAAUGGAUUUUGGAGCAACGGCGUUCAAUUAUUGAUAUCCUGGAAGAAUUCACCUCGCUGGCGAUUCCGGCGGAUGUUUUGCUCGAGCGACUGCCCCGACUGAAACCGAGGCUUUACAGCAUAUCUUCCUCGGCCCAAGUAUAUCCGGACACUGUGCACCUGGCCUGUGCUGUCGUUCGGGAGUAUACACCCGCUGGUAAUCCUGUUCUCGGUUUCUCCUUAUUCAAUGACCGUAGCAUGACUGUAACCACAUCACCCCACCAGAUCGCAAUCACACACUGA
Molecule: messenger RNA, 1041 nt
Organism: Echinostoma caproni
Lineage: Eukaryota; Metazoa; Platyhelminthes; Trematoda; Plagiorchiida; Echinostomatidae
Source: the annotation of a GenBank genome assembly